GCAGUUUUCCAUCAAAGCAUCUCGAUUCAGACUGGUCUUGCUUUCGCAGAGCUUGAAAGGUUACGAAACGGUUCGAAAAUGGCCGAAGCUGAGCCACAGCAGCAGCAACAGACGACGUGUUAUGUGAUUUGCUGUUCUGAUUUUCUCUUAUUGAAGGAUCGAGAAGGUGAGAGGAGCCUUAAAUAUCUAUAUUUUGUUCAAUUAGCAUAUGUAUACGUGGUCGUGUGCUUCUCAAGCCUCUACGGAUUCGCGAAGAAAAACUCCGGUCCCCUGAAAUCAGGUGUGGAGACCAUUGAGGGCACCGUGAAGACCGUAAUCGGACCGAUCUACGAGAAGUUCCGAGACGUCCCUUUCGAACUCCUCAAACUCGCCGAUCGCAAGGUCAUGCAUCUUAUUUUAGCCACGCACGUUACCAAUUUCAGCGUGUAUUUACUUUCAGACGCUAUGAUGCGCGGGAUGAUAUAUUAUUGUUCCGUCUUUCAGGUGGACAGGUCCCUGACCAAGUUGGAUCGCCGUGUGCCGCCGCUAGCGAAGCAGGCUUCAAGCCACGCAUUCGCGGUGGCCUCGGAGGUCCGGCAAUACGGCUUGGCGGAUGCCGCCGCAAACAUAGCGAGGACUGUUCGUACCAGCUACGGACCAACCGCGAAGGAGCUGUACGGAAAGUACGAGCCGGUGGCUGAGAAAUAUGCGGUGGCGGGGUGGCGGUCGCUGAACCGGCUGCCGCUGUUCCCGCAGGUGGCUCAGGUGGUGGUUCCCACGGCUGCGUACUGGUCGGAGAAGUACAAUGAGGGGGUGCAAUACGCGGCGGAGAGAGGGUACGCGGUAUUGUCAUAUCUGCCGUUGGUGCCAAUAGAUCGGAUUGGCAAGGUGUUUAAGGAGGGUAAAUCACAAUGAGAAGAGUAUGGUUCCGGUGAAUCGGAUUUGGUGAUAAAGAUUUUUAUUUAUGAAUGAAGGUUAAGGAGGAGGAUGUGUUUUUGCCUUUAUGUAUUGAAAAAAAAAAAGUGUGUUCUCUGAUUUUGUUUUUUGUUCAUGUUUUUGUAAUUUGUUUUGUUUGAUUUAGUUUGCAUGGUUAGAGAGUGAAGGAGUUUUUAUGGAAUGAUAUGUUGAAGAAAAGAAAUUGUCUAGCGACAAUAGAGAGUUAAGAAGAUUAUGCAAGCAGUGUUUUUUUUUUUUUAAUAAAAAUUUAAAUAAUUUUUCAAAGAAA
Messenger RNA from Malania oleifera, 1204 nucleotides. Its product is annotated as stress-related protein. Bases 79 to 894 code for a protein of 271 amino acids. The transcript is spliced from 2 exons. The record is from RefSeq and is a predicted model, not a curated record. NCBI's taxonomy places the organism in Eukaryota, Viridiplantae, Streptophyta, Magnoliopsida, Santalales, Ximeniaceae.